GGGUAGUUCAGUGUUUAGUGUAAUGACGUGAUGACAGAUGCGUAAAGCGAAUCCGUGUUGUUGUAGGCAUGCCUUGUCCGCGGUGAAAGGUUGAAACGGGGAAUGGGCAGGGUAAAAGACUGCAGGCUCUGCUUUUAAAAGACUCACGUAGAGUAUAAAACUAUAGUUUCUUGCCCAUUGUGAGACGCUCGACACGAGACAGGCUACAUUACGCACAGACGGGGGGAGGGAGAGUUGAUAUUGAAAAGAAAAGAGACUGACCAGUCACAAUUCCAAGUUUACUUCGUCUGGUUGCUUCGGAACACUGCUGAUAGAUUUGGGCAUGUGGGGAACUUUCGGCUAAGUCCGUGAUUUUGGUUUUUGUGCGACAUCACGGGGUGUCAUUGUCACCUUUCUUUUCGUGGCAUUUAAAAGACAUCCACUUUAUUUUUUGCUAUUAUAACGGUACGUGUAAUUUAUAUAUUUACAUUUUAUGUAUUUGGUUGAUGAUGGAAUGCGCUCCCUCUCGGUGACGCGAAAACCUGGACUUUAAGGCAUAUAAAUAUUUCACUCACUAGCUCUGCUUUCCAGUCAGCCUGAGCUUUUUAGGAACUUUUCUGCCUGUGCUUUUUUGAGGCCGCGGAAAUGGGAGCGUGUCAACGGGACGUUGUGUCCGCGCUUUGCCGAAAAAGUUUCCGUUGGAUUGUGCUGCUGCUGUGGCUGACCUCUGCAGCUCAUGCCACCUGGAGGACGGGGCUUUACAAAUAUUCAGCUGGGACCCAACUCAACAGAGAGUCGUCCGCAGCGUCUCAAACCUCUAUUUAUCAAAAAAGGAACUGGUGUCCCCAUACGGUCACUAAGACGGUGACUUGCCAGGUGCAGAAUGGGACAACCCUGCAGCGUGUCUACCAGACAUGUCGCUGGCCACAGGGAUGCACAGGGGGCAGCUACCGGACAGUGGUCAGACCCUCCUAUAAGGUGGUGUACCGUACCAUCAACUCUCUGGAGUGGAAGUGCUGUCCAGGCUACAGCGGCACGGCCUGUGAAGAAGAGUCAGGAAACCAGCUGGUGGCUCAGGAGGCGGUGAGGAAGCCGUCCACUCUCCGCCGACCUCCUGCCUCUGCCCGCACAGAAGCAGGAACAGGGGAGCAGCUCUCCACCAAUUGCUUCAACUGUAGUCGAUUCACAGCCCUGACAGACAGACUCCGCUCACUGGAGGAAAAGGUCCAAGUGCUGUCCUCUCCUGCCUCCACUUCUCACCGCCACCUACAGGGUGAAGAAGGAACGGCACCAGAGUCUUCCUCACAGACAGGGGCUCCACAAACCAAAGGAGCCCCUGGCGAGCAGGGAUCCGUAGGUCCACAGGGCGAUAGAGGCAGAGACGGUACCCCUGGACAAGAUGGGAAGCUAGGGUCUCGGGGACUGCCGGGCCCCAGUGGCCCCAGGGGCGAGGCUGGGAUGAGAGGCCCUUCUGGGACCACAGGACUAGUGGGACCCAAAGGUCCAUCAGGUCUCCCAGGAGAGAGGGGUCUACCUGGGCUUCCUGGACCUCCUGGACCCCCUGGAGUCCCGGCCCCAGCCAGCGCCCGCAUCCCAGAGCCUGACCGGGGUCAGGGCAAGGAGCUGCUCCUCUCUAACACCUUCCCUGACCCACGAGGGAUGCCUGUCCAAGGCCCACAAGGCCCUGCUGGACCUGCUGGUCCUCCAGGCCCCAAAGGCCCCGUGGGACCCCCUGGCCCAGCAGGACAGAACGGGAAGUCGGGUGCCCCCGGGUUACAGGGCCCGGUGGGGCCAAAAGGAGAACGUGGGGAGAGAGGUCCUCUGGGUUAUCCAGGAGAGAGAGGUUUCAGAGGAGAGCCGGGAGUAGCAGGAGCCAAGGGAGAGCCAGGACAGAAAGGCCUGCCGGACAUUAGUUUGAAGAUGUUUCAAGACUUGCAGGCAGACCUGGAGCUUCUGGCUCGCAGGGUGACGCUGCUGGAGGCUAUCAUCUGGCCAGAGCCUGAUCUAGGGUCUGGAGAUGGUCAAUACGGGACUGCGUCCCCAGGUGGUUUCUACAGGGAUAAGCGAGCAGGAGCCGAACCCUAUCGGCUCGUCUCCCCUCCUCUGUCCUCAGACACCAAGGUUCAGGGGAAGUAGCAUUGUUCCCUGCUGCAUCUCUGAGGAUCACAGGCUGGGUUUAAGUACCCCCUCCCUUAGGUCUCUCUGGCACUCUACUGAUCCAGACCUUAUCUGAUACCCUCUGUGGGCUGUACCAUCAGACGAAAGGUGGGGGACACCUCAGGGAAGCUCCACUGGUGCUCCGGAGUCUGCCCACCUCCAUUGGGAACCAGUACCAGCCACCUUUACCCCAACAUACACCUCCUCGUAGACCCAUGGCUCCCGCUGUGUCCCAUCCCUGUUCCCCCUGUGUCCCACCAAUGUGGCUACAGCUAGGAAAUAUUUCAAGAAAAUAUCCUAUAGGCCUCUGGAAAACAUGCAAACAUUAAAAAGCUUGAUAUGUUAAAUGGUGCUCAAUCAUCUGAAAACAAUUCUGGACUAUAAGGGUCAUUGCAGGAUAGUAUAAAUUGCAGUAAAUUAAAGGAGGAAUUAAGUGUAAAAGAAAAGACUGGCUCUGAGAAUUUGUUUGGACUGUAACAAUGUUGGGAAUCUGAGGUUUACUUAUUUAAAUAUAUUGAGCAUGUACAGACUGCAAGGCAAACAUACACAAAAAACUCUUCCUCUUAUAUUCCUUUUGUUUUGUUUCUAUAAAAUUGUGUUAGUCCUUGCUAUGUAGUACACUUUAAAUUUGAAGACAUGGCACACCUUUCCUAUUGAGAUGUCAGUUAGUAGUACUGCAUUGCUUAUCAGUGCACAGCAUUUGUCUUGGUGUCUGAUAACCAUCCCUUUCAAUCAAACAAAUCCAACAAGAGAUUUAAUGUAUUUAUUUUAUUCACAUUUUAUUGUAGAUUUGUUGGUGCACAAAAAAAAUGCAGUUAUGUGUUUCUAUACUCUUAGACAGUAUUAGUUCUCAACAGCAGUGCUGGAAUACAAAACUCAUACCCAUAUAGCUAAGUAUCUCCUUUACCAAAACUGAUAUGUGAUCAAAUUCCUGCAUUUAUUUCAAACCCCAAACUGCAGCUCCUGCAUAAACUGGCAGUAGUUGACUUAUUUUAAACCCACAAGCUAAAGCAAUGACAUCUCUAAGAACCCCCACUCAUGGGACAGGUGUAUCUUUCUCCUACAACAGCUUCAGUCCUACGCACACACACACACCACACAGUAGUACAGGACCUGUUGAUGCAACUUGAAUACAUUUUUGUGUAACUUUGUACCACUAUUACAUUCUCAUACUUAGACUGAUUUCUCUGUCACAGUAAAAAAAAACUUCCUUCUUUGAUAAUUUGUUUCUUUAUCUUAUAAUAAAAAUGUUGUGAAUUAUUUAAAAAAAAAGAUAAAUAGAAGCUUAUUGUUUUGUAUGCUGAUAUACAGUAUGUAACAUCAUAUGUAUUUUCCAUUUUGGGCAUAUUUGAUAUUGCUUGCUAAUGUGUUAUUGUGCUAAAAUAAUCUUCUAGAUGGUUUUUAUAAUAAAUAAUUGUUUUGCUUUUUUAA
Molecule: messenger RNA, 3567 nt
Organism: Oncorhynchus tshawytscha (Chinook salmon)
Lineage: Eukaryota; Metazoa; Chordata; Actinopteri; Salmoniformes; Salmonidae
Product: EMI domain-containing protein 1
Exons: 16
Coding region: 625-2115 (496 amino acids)
Molecular function (GO): protein binding
Source: RefSeq, a predicted model, not a curated record